AUGGCAGCUCCAACAACAGCUCCACGUGUUCCAGUCAUGGACCGUGCGCAAGCAGAGAAAAUCAUUGUCGACUGGCGAACUCGCGCCGAUGCCUGGCGCGAGAUGGAUGAUGUCGAGGCUCUCAAGAACUUUGAAGUAAUUCGAGUCGCGGGAACCAAGCGCCACAGCGCCAACAGCCUGUCGCUUCUAGUCUCGGAGCACUCGUACGCGCGCAACACGGCGACUUCCAGCCACCGAAUGGAGAGCGCCCGGGAGCGCUGGUCGCGCGGCUUUGCCGUCAACGUCAACUCGGGUCGGGGCAUGGUGGAGCAGUUCCUCGAGCACUAUGUGGCCAUGAUUGACCACGACUUCUUCUCGGGGCUGCUCACGCGCCCCGUGUGCGGAGCCGACAAUGUAUUCAUGGCGACUGACCCCCUUGUGAGACUCGAGCUCAUAAACAAGGCGGGCACAUUACAGCUCAGUCCCUCGGGAAGGAUCAUUGUGCCGUCUGGUGCGCGCUUUGAUCCGCAGCGAAAGGUCCUCACGAUUCAUAGCAUCACGUACAACAUCCCCGAGGCGGAUCUCAAGCGAGACUGGACGAUUGCCGAGUUCAUGACGACCGACUUUACUCGCCACAUUGAGAAGCGCGCGUUGGACGAUCUUCUCGUGAGCAUGGUCCAGGCCAUGCUGCACAUGUACUUGGGAAUCGGCAGUUGCUACAAGAAGGAAGAUUCCGAGGAGCGCAAGCGGGAGUUGCGGGACCCUCAUGGAUUCGGACACGGCCUGGCCUUUUGGGAUAGCUUUGCUUUCAUCACCAAGCAUCUAUCCGAGUGGAAGAUUGGCUCAGCAGAUUUCACGCAGUCUGCCAACCACAGCCAGAGGCAGGCGACUUACUGGAGAGAGCACUGGUCGCGCCAUGAUGACCUCGAAAAGCUCGGCGUCGACAAUGUCAGUGCUAUGCAGCCCAACGGCCUGUGGAGGAGGCUGUCCAAGCUGAGUCUCUCUAUCCUGUGGCUGCUCCUGGUCCUCAGCUUCGGGUUCUUGGCCUGGACUAUAUACAUCGACUUGAAAAUGGAUGAGUUGAGACUGCGUGCGCCACCAAGACUGUUGUAUAAUUUCCUGCCGCUUCAACACAGCUUGGACGACAUUAUUCGGAUGCCCAUCCCGAGCGUCGCGAUAUUUCUCUUCCUUUGGUCUCAGUUCUGCAUCAUUUUCAGACAUGAAAGACAAAGCUUGGCUCUCUCCAUCAUUCAGCAUAUCCUCUUGGGCCUUGGAGUCCUCGUGAUGUACAUAAUCUCUCACUUUGGGCCGCCAGGAUUUGACAAGCUGACCCAUGCUCAGUUUAUAGCCUUCUGGGUCAUUGCGCUGAUUACCCACGGGAGAAUUAUGCUUAGAAAACCCUCAGUGGAAGGCUUUGACGAUUGGUAUGACCAAUUUGAGGAUCUUUUCUUGGGCCGGUGGUAG
This is a messenger RNA of Pestalotiopsis fici W106-1, 1443 nucleotides long. RefSeq lists its product as uncharacterized. NCBI's taxonomy places the organism in Eukaryota, Fungi, Ascomycota, Sordariomycetes, Amphisphaeriales, Sporocadaceae. The transcript has a single exon. Bases 1 to 1443 code for a protein of 480 amino acids. The record is from RefSeq and is a predicted model, not a curated record.